GACCAGCUGAGAACUAGCCCCUAUUUUCAGUUCUGCCCCCCCUUUUUUUUCUUACCCCUAUUAGCCUGUUGUUUAUUUGUACAUGAUCAUCCUGGCCUAAUAAUAAGCAGACGAGUACCGGGACAGAUUCGAGCUGGUGUAAUUCAAAGCCCGAAAAUUACAACGGAGCAACUGCAUAUUCCAUGAGUGGUCUAAGUGCAAGUGUGAGCGGCAACACGGUAGCCUGCAAAAUUAACUCUGUGAUUCUUCAGAAGCCCGCUUAACUACCUAGCUGGAACUUGAUAGUUGCAUGAGGGCACCAGGCAGCUAGAUACGCAGCACAAGGGUGCAUAAAAGUGCAUAAAGGUGCAUAAAGAGGUGCAGGUGGUCAGUGCGUUAGAAAGGGAGUUGCUGUGUGUGCAACGUCCAAGUAGAACAAUCCCUUGAUAGUGUAAAUUGUAAUUCUCCCGACAAACACGACUUCCACACAUAGUAAAUUCUUACAAGUUCAUGGUUGCUUUAUAAUAGGUUAAAAAUAUGCCAUUCGGAGGCAGGAUGGCCACCUACAUGAACUAUCAUCAAUUCCAUUUACACUUUUAAAACUUCGUUGAAUCUAUCACAGCAAUGCCAAAUACGUACCAAAGUCUUGGUGACGGCUUCGAUACCCAGCAUGAUGGCACCGAACAUUUAGCCGUCAACAACACGCUGUACCGGCGCCUGUCAACCCUUCUCUCCCUAAAGCUUAAUCGAUGGCUUCGAAUUUACAAGCCUUUCUGUUAUUGUCAUCCAAUCUCUAAAAACGUCAUCGUCAAGUGGGGACCCUUUGUCCAUCUAACAGAAGCCGCCACUAUGACAUUCGUCGCUAAAAACACGUCUAUCCCCGUUCCGCGCGUGCACUGUUCUUUUAUCCACAGGAACAUGGCAUACAUCGUCAUGGAACGCAUCGAAGGGGAUAACCUUUGCACUAUUUGGAAGACAUUAUCCAUAGAGGACUUGGAAAUCAUCCGUUCCCAACUACAGCGCAUGCUACAGGAGCUACGAGCAGUAAAACCGCCUUCUGGUACGGGAGUUGAAAGUUUGGUUGGCGGCUCACUACACGACCCACGAAUGUCCCGGUCAUCUCCAAGGUUCGGGCCGUUCAAGACGAUUCAAGACUUUCACUGCUGGCUCCGCGGGGGGUUGGAAGUAGAAGACUUCCCUAAUGGCUUUCCUAACCCUCAAACUGACCACGAUUGGGAUGAUUUCCAGGAAUUGGUGAUGAAGCAGAAACGGCCUUGGCCAGCCCCUGUACUUACUCAUGGAGACCUCAAUGCCUCUAAUAUCAUAGUUCGUGGUAAUCAGGUCGUUGGUAUCAUUGACUGGGAAACUGCAGGAUGGUAUCCCCCUUACUGGGAAUAUACCUCGGCGUGCUAUUUACCUAUGCAAGAUUGGAGAGAUUUUGUUCCUACAUUCCUUGAACCAUACCCCGAGGAGUUUAGGAUGGAAACCUUACGACAAAGAUGGUGGGGUGAAAUAUGACAGACAACUCGCAUAUGGUACCUAAUAAGAAUCCCCACAAGCGAUGCGAUGCACUUUUGCAUCAAUUAAUUAUC
Messenger RNA from Daldinia caldariorum, 1571 nucleotides. Its product is annotated as kinase-like protein. The record is from RefSeq and is a predicted model, not a curated record. The coding region runs from base 604 to 1497 and encodes 297 amino acids. Lineage: Eukaryota; Fungi; Ascomycota; Sordariomycetes; Xylariales; Hypoxylaceae. The transcript has a single exon.